GGGCAACGGCAAUCACCAACCCGCUACUCAAAAUUCCCCAUCAUCCUCACCUUUCCUACCCACACCACCGUCCUCCAUCAGUUCAUCCUCCAGUCCAGGAGAGUCCAGCACCAGCGCACGAGCUCACGUUGAGAGCGAAAUUCCCACAAGGAAAGGGAAAUUCCCACAGAAAGCAAGCACGGAAGUCGUUGAAAGCAGCGCCAAUCUCCCUCAAAUCAAAAGAGGGACGCAAUCCCCAGCGGACAGAUACCACCAGGAGAAGUUGGAGGAGAAAAGCUCGCUCCCAAAUCCCAAUGGGGACUAGGAGCAGAGGAGGGAGAAGCAGCGGCUUGCUCCUACUCUGCCUCCAUUCGUCCCUGCUCUGCUCGGUGUCGGCGGCGGGCGGGGGCGGCUCCGGCGCCCCGUACGUGGGCGUGACGAUCGGCACGGCGGUGACCAACCUGCUGUCCCCGUCGGACCUCGCCGAGUUCCUCCGCGCGGAGCGCAUCACCCACGUGCGCCUCUACGACGCCGACCCGCGCCUGCUCUCGGCGCUCGCCUCCUCGGGCGCCACCGCCAUCGUCGGCGUGCCCAACGACGAGCUCCUCGCGCUCGGCUCCUCCCCGGCCACCGCCUCCGCCUGGGUGGCCCGCCGCGUGCUCCCCUUCGCGGCCGCCAGCUCCAAAAACCCGGGCCUCAUCUCCGCCAUCGCCGUCGGGGACGAGGUCCCCACCGCGCUGCCCUCCGCGCUCCCGGUCCUCCUCCCGGCCAUCCAGUCCCUCGCGGCCGCGCUGGCCGCCGCCAACCUCUCCUCCAUCCCGGUCUCCACCCCGCUCCCCUUCUCCAUCGUGCUCGACCCAUUCCCCCCGUCCCAGGCCUACUUCAACCAGUCCCUCGCCAAGUCCUUCCUCGUCCCGCUCCUCGCCCACCUCGCCAACACCUCCGCGCCGCUCAUGCUCAACCUCUACCCCUACUACGCGCUGAUGCAGAGCGGCGGGGUCGUCCCCGUCGACAACGCCAUGUUCAAGCCGCUGCCGCCGUCGCUCGAGAUGGUCGACCCCAACACGCUGCUCCACUACACCAACGUCUUCGACGCCAUGCUCGACGCCGUCUACGUCGCCGUCAGGAACCUCAACGCCACCGCCGGCGGCGGGGUGCCGGUGCUGGUCACCGAGACCGGAUGGCCCUCCUACGGGGACCGCAAGCAGGAGCCCUACGCCAGCAGGGACAACGCCAACACCUACAACUCCAACCUCAUCAAGCACGUCGCCACCGACAAGCCCGGCACGCCCAUGCGCCCCGGCGCGCAGGCGCAGGCCAGCGUCUACAUCUACGAGCUCUUCAACGAGGACCUCCGCCCGGGCCCCGUGUCGGAGGCCAACUUUGGACUCUUCCACGGCAACGGCACGCCCGUGUACCUGCUCCACGCGAACGGGACCGACGGCUUCCUGGGCAACGACACCACGGACCGCACAUUCUGCAUCGCGGCGGACGACGCCGACGAGAAGGCCGUGCAGGCGGCCAUGGACUGGGCGUGCGGCCCCGGCCGGUCAGACUGCACGGCGAUACAGCCCGGGGAAGGCUGCUUCCAGCCCAACGACGUGAGGAGCCACGCGUCAUUCGCGUUCAACACCUACUACCAGUCGCAGGGCAAGGCAGGAGGAUCCUGCUACUUCCAGGGCGCCGGCAUGGUCACCACCACCGAUCCAAGUCAUGACAGCUGCAUAUUUCUUGGAAGUAAGUUGGAUAGCAAUGUCACAAAAUCUGACGGUGCAAACUCAACCACGCCGCAGACGAGUGAUGCUAAAGGAUCUACUAUAUGGAGACUGAGAACAGGAAGAGGGAAUGGGUUCUUGUUGAUACCCAGGUUGCUGUUGAGCGGGAUGGUGGCUGUUAUCAUGACAAAUUCAAACUUUUGGACAUAACAGGAACAUGUUAGCUGUAACAGACGCUAAUUUUUUUUUGGAACAGAUGGUUAGAAGAAAGGCCGGUUGUUGGCAUGUCUAGUAAUUCUUUAUUGUUAGAUAAGCAUGAAUAAAUUAUUCUUCACUCUUCGAAAUGUAUGAUAUUAUGCUACAAAUUCUGAAGACGUGC
Molecule: messenger RNA, 2073 nt
Organism: Lolium rigidum
Lineage: Eukaryota; Viridiplantae; Streptophyta; Magnoliopsida; Poales; Poaceae
Product: glucan endo-1,3-beta-glucosidase 1-like
Exons: 4
Coding region: 294-1904 (536 amino acids)
Biological process (GO): carbohydrate metabolic process
Cellular component (GO): plasma membrane
Molecular function (GO): hydrolase activity, hydrolyzing O-glycosyl compounds
Source: RefSeq, a predicted model, not a curated record